AUGGCUGAAGAAAGCCAUAGAAAGUCCAUUGUGGAAGAUGUCUUCAUCCCCAAAGAACUACUCACGACUGCCAAAUUCAACUCGCCAUGGGAAUUGGCUCGAUGGGAACAGUCUCUCCCGGACAACAACCGUAUAUCACUUCCAGAGCCUCGCACCUCUUCCAAUCGUCCUCUGAGUCUUUCUGCUCUGCGAUCAGUGGCAAGACCAAAGUCUGCAAUUCGGUCUCGUGGACGCAGUGAUCCUCCUGCUUUUCAGGGUACAUUCGACUACUUUGAAAAGCCCGCCACGUUUGAGCCCCCCUCUCCAAUCCCCGAGAAAGGAAUAACACCAGUUCAGAAUGCAGUCCUCAGUGCUCAACCACCCAGUAAAACCAGCUCUCAAACAAUCAGCAGCGAGCAGAGUCACCUGCAAGAAGUCUAUGAAAAGGCCAAAUUGAGAGGCGUCGCUAUCCAACGAAAGCAUUGGGUGCGGUUAUUGUUUGAAUACACCAUCUAUGCAUUCCUCGUUCUGUUCGUUUACUUCGUCCUCGUUGGGAUGCCAUUGUGGAAAGGUGCUGUCUGGUGGUUGUAUUAUGUUGUCCGAACCAAGUUCGUUAUCCAAGGAGGAUAUGCAAUUAUCAUUGGUCUGGCUGCAUUAUAUGCAUUCUGUCCUCUUAUGAUCCUCUUCGAGAAAGAUCCUCCUGCCCCGGAGUCAGAAACCGAAUCUCCAGACCUGGAGAACAACAUCUCCAAGGUGAAAUCCACUGCUCUCCUCAUCCCCUGCUAUAAAUCAGCAUCAAUCGUCGGCGCAACCCUCGAAGCCGCCUUAAAAAUCUUCCCCAAAGAGAACAUCUUCGUCAUAGCAAAUGGCAACUCUAAAACUCCCCUCGACAACACAGAAGAAGUCUGCAAACCCUACGGUGUAAACCACCUCUGGGUACCCAUCGGCUCGAAGAUCGUGGCGCAGUUCGUUGGCUGCUAUGCAGCCAAAGACUUCGAAAAUGCCGUCCUAAUCGACGACGACUGUCUCCUCCCCCCAAACUUCCCAAUCGUCAGCGACAGACUCAAAAACAACGUCAAAUGCAUCGGAUACACAAUUAAAAGUGUCGGCCCCAAUUCCUCAAAGGGUACAUUCUGCCAACAAGCCCAGGACCUCGAGUACAAAAUGUCCGGUAUCCAACGUGCUUUCUUUGGGAAAUUCGGAAGCGCCACAUUCCCCCACGGAGCUAUCUCGCUCUGGAAUAUUGAGUUCCUAAAACAGACAUUCCAUGAACAUCCCGGUUUCUCUGUGUCAGAGGAUUGGUUCUUCGGUGAUGCGUGUCGGCGUCUGGGUGGACGCAUUACUAUGUGCUCGCAGGUCUUCGUCGAAACCGAGACGCCGGCUUCCGUGUUCUGGAGUGGUUCUGGUGGUAGUCGUGGCGGAUUCGGCGAGAUGACUAUCUUCCAACAGCGGUUUAAGCGGUGGAAUUUCUUCUUUGUGGUUGGUGUGUACUACGAUUUAAAGUAUAUCUUGACUAGCUGGAAGUUGGGUUGGUGGGAGUUUGGUGCAAAAUUGUGCGUUUUUCAAGAGGUCUACGAAACCCUCAUCUACCUCUUCGCCCCCUUCAUCCUCCCAAUCUCAUUCAUAGUCCGCCCCUCAUUCUGCGGAAUGCUACUCGGCGUCACGAUCGCGAUGUACAUCCUCAACGUGAUAAUCUUCAACGAGAUCCACCUCCGGUUAAAGAAAGAGCGCGUAGACUGGAAAGUCCUGUUGUUCUACUACACUUUCUACAAGAUCGCGCUGACGGUCGUCAACGUGUUCAGUUGCUACUGGUCGCUGUACAAGUAUGCGCGAUACUUUGCGCAGCGGCAUCCGAAGGUCAUUGAGGACCGGGAUGCAGUUGAGGUGAUUCUCAGUCUUGAAAAGGAGUCGAAUUCGAGGAGGACGUCGGUUGAGGAUGAUGUUAUUCCGCUUGAUGGUGCUCUGGGGAGAGGCGUCGGGAGGAAGUUAACGCUUACGAAGGUUCAGGCUGGGAAGAGGAAGAUGACGGAGGAGUCUGAAAAGGGUGGAUGGGUUUGA
Molecule: messenger RNA, 2037 nt
Organism: Penicillium egyptiacum
Lineage: Eukaryota; Fungi; Ascomycota; Eurotiomycetes; Eurotiales; Aspergillaceae
Source: the annotation of a GenBank genome assembly